AGCAAACCACACUCGUUGUAUCUUAGUUUCAGUGAAGUAUGGGUAAUUUCAUAGGCCAUGCCGCCCCGGGAUGCUUCUUUUUGUGCUUUGGUCUGUGGUGGAUGCUGAAGUACUCCGUCAUGUGGGCCAGUCGGCUGGGAGGCGGGAGGACCAGCUCGACCCACACGGUGUGCUGCUGCGGUGGGGCGCGGCGCUUCCUGGGGAGGGUUCCGAUCGAAGGACUGGUCAAAAUGACAUUCACAACAGGAGGUAUCAUCUUUGAGCAACUGGUUGCCCACUGGAUUCUGAUCGAUUCAAAUGGACACUUUCAUAUUCUGGGGAACUGGCAACACACCACCAUGCACAGUUUCUUCCUCUUGAACGGGUUUUGUGAUAUUUUGAUCGCUCUAAGAGCGCCUGUACCGAGUGGAAUAGAUUACGCCACCAUGUCAUUGGCCUGCUCAGUGGAAGGGUUGUUAUUUUUCUACCAUCUGCAUGGCCGUGGUAACUUAGACGUUCAUGUCCAUCAGCUGUUGAUCCUGGCUAUCGUCCCAUGUGUGGCCGUGACAGGGCUGGAGACCUGGAACCCUCACACGGUGUACCUGCCCAUGAUCAGGGCAGCACUGGCAACGCUGCAGGGGACCUGGCUGUGGCAGGCUGGGUUCAUCCUGUACCCUCCCUUUCCUGGCCAUGACUGGGACCCGGACAGCCAUGAGAACAUGAUGUUUGUCUCCAUGGCGUUCUGUUGGCACAUCCUGGGCAUCCUGCUCUUCAUGUGUGUUGUGUACACAGUAGUCUAUCACAUCUACCAAGCCAAGGAGAAACAGUUAGGUAAUGACAUGGAGCUGGGACCGCUGUCUUCACACAUGCUGCAGACACACUCGGACUCAGAACUGGACUAACAUAUAUCAUUACAACCUGUCUAGUACUUUUUCCAUGUCAAUAUCAGAUGUCAAAUCAUUCAGUAUGUCAUGGAUGUCAGGAAAGACUGUGUCUCCUUCAUUUGUCACGGUCAGAUCUGUACACAGACGUUCAACAAUCGCGUGUCAAUGGCAAUCCGUCAUUUUCACCUUUGGAUGAAGGGAACCAAGUUAGACCAUGUAUUUCAGGAGGUAUGCAAAGACAUCAAAGCAAUGAUUCAGUAGCUGUAUCAAAGUAGCUCUUCGAUCGAUAUAUGUACAAUUAACUCUUUCUUUUAGAAAUAGUUUUAAGACAUUUAUUAUCUUGUAAGGUUAUGGGGUACAGCGUGACAAUUAGAUAAUCACCUACCAGUUUGCAUUCAUAAGAAUAACAGAGAUAUCUCAGCUAGUUAUAGUGGUGCGUUUUACAAGCCUUAUCUGUACUUGUACCAAACGUUCACAGAACGGAUGAUGUACAGAAUAUGUGCCUAUCAAAAUACUUCAAUACAAAGACAGGGAAUCUG
Branchiostoma floridae (Florida lancelet) is the source of this 1402-nucleotide messenger RNA. RefSeq names its product transmembrane protein 45B-like. The transcript is spliced from 3 exons. Bases 39 to 881 code for a protein of 280 amino acids. The record is from RefSeq and is a predicted model, not a curated record. NCBI's taxonomy places the organism in Eukaryota, Metazoa, Chordata, Leptocardii, Amphioxiformes, Branchiostomatidae.